Molecule: messenger RNA, 980 nt
Organism: Somion occarium
Lineage: Eukaryota; Fungi; Basidiomycota; Agaricomycetes; Polyporales; Cerrenaceae
Source: the annotation of a GenBank genome assembly
ACCUCCAGCAACAUCUCUCUCUCUUGCUUCCGUCUCCUUUGCUCUCUCGGGGACCACCAAACAUACAUUCCCACAAUACUCUUUCGUACCGAGUUCAACCCCACUUUUUCCCACACAAAAAACAACCGUUACAACUAAACGAAUAACAAGAUGUCACAGUAUAGGCAGUGAGUGUCAUUGUUCUCCGCAUUCGUCGAUAUGUUCUCUCAUCAUACGUCCCCUCCCUGUCCUCAUGCCGCCUCAUUCACGUAACCGAUCCUUCUCUCCACCAAUGCUCAAUCAAUCUAUCCUACCUCGUCUUCCCGCCGGUCUCUCCACGCGUCGACGUGUUUAUCAUCCAAUUCAUCCCAACUGGUUCAAACUCAUCACAAUCAUUCCUUUGCUUCCCCUCAUUGUCCUUUUCGCCAACUUCCACUUCUUCAAUGAUGCAACGCUACGUGUCCUUGUCUUCCUGGAUAUGCCCCCACCGGGUGGGUUCGAGCCUGUCAAGUACAAACGCAACAUCCCCCUCCGGGGUCCGAGCGGUGUAGUCAUCCUCGGCGGUGUGACGGCCGUAUGUGCCUAUGGGUUUUAUCGCCUUGGGAAGGGCAAUCUCGAGAAGAGGGAAUUGAAGCGUGAGGCGACUUGGUCACGAAUCCACCUGGUCCCUCUUCUUCUGGCCGAGGGUGAUCGAGAUGCGUAUCGAAGGCAGAAGGCUGCUUUGGAGAGGGAGAAGGAGAUUAUGAAGGAUGUUCCGGAUUGGGAGGUGGGCAAGAGCGUAUACCAUAAUGAUAAGUAUCGGCCUACAGACCCGAUCGUGGUGCUCUGAUCGUGAUUGCGGGGAAGCUGGAGAUCAAGGAUGUCGACUCGGGGGAACGGAAGUGUGAGGAUGGAGGAAGAGUGGGCAGCUUUGAUGCAUCUGUUCUUGCUAUCUCGAUGGAGUCGCUAAUUAGAGAUUGGACGCUGUCGCUGGAAAUGAUAAUGCAACUUGUGGCGACCGG